AUGGCAGGAGAGACUCGGCGAACGCAUGCUGUCAAAGAGCUGGGCGCUGAGUCCAAACUGCAGGAUGAGGGGACAGCAGUGCAACAGCAGAGUGUCAAAACCACAAAGGAGUCUUCAGAGCACUUUUCAAACACAAACACUGAUGCCAGAGCCAGCAGCAGAGGCCCCAAGCUUGAAAAAGUAAAAAAGGAACGUGACGGUGCUCAGCAGCGUGAGGCUGUAAUCCGGCCACAGCAGGCAGGCAAGAUUGACUUCAGAUCAUUGCAGAACAGAUCAAAGUUUGCCAUUGACGGAACCUGGUCCAGUGGCAAAGGAAGUCCCCAGUCACCAAGUGGAAAGGGACGGGGCAGAGAGAAGAACAAGCGGACUGGAAAGUCAGAGCGCGGCAACCCACAGCACCUGUACAGUCUCAGCAUUACCAACACCCGCUCGAACCUCAACAUUGGGAUUGCCUACCCACUCCAGAAGGUUUCACCAGCAACGAAACUGGACACCAGCGGUGGCCAAGUCUCAGGCAGCUACAGAUUCCACACUCCCAGUAUACCAGAGAGAGAGGUUGAAGUACAGCAAGAAGACGUCAACUACGGCCGCAGUUUCCAAGAGGCCUCCUUGAACCUUACCUCUCCAAGCUAUACCUCACAGGCACUGGGAUCUGCAAGUGGGGCAUCAUCCCACCCACAUCUCCCACUGACGCAGAAACAGCAGCCUGCCACAAUGGAGAACAACAGCGCACAGUUGGGCGGCCAGCUGAUCCUGACUGACUUUCAGCUGAAUGCCUCAAACACCUGGCAGUCUCCGGAGAGGACUUUUAAUGGUGCUAACUAUGCUUCAUUGCAAAAAUCCACUGCUCUGACAGACAACAAGACAAAUGCCCUCGUGCCUGGCUCAUUUCAAUAUGGAUAUAAUUUUCUGGAAGAGUCAACCUCUGACUCUUUUCCCUGUCAACAGAGUCAGCAAUCCCAAGACUUUACAGACUCCUCCCACGGUUCUGUUCAUGGGACUCAUAAUUCAUUUUCCUUUUUGCCUGUAGAGGGGCCAAACCUUGAUCAAAACAGCACUAAAUUCAGUAAUGAACAGCAGCCGGAGCCCAGGGGCUCUUAUCCUCACAGCCAGCAGUCGCAAUUUCUUCAAGGGGUUGCGGCCUCCAUUAAAUGCCCCAGGAAACUGAGUGAGGACUCGACCAGCACUGACAGCUGCGCUUCCAUCUCGCAGCAGCCGGAGCAGGGAAAGAAUGCCCUGCCAGAGAGCACACAUGGUCUUGGACAGGUUGAUGGUAAGGAUGCAACCAUUGGCCCGGGGAGCACAAGGAACUGUCACCCGAAAGACACAACUGCCAACCAAAGAACACAAGCGAGUGUGCACCACACGAGAACUCUUCCGCACACACAAAUGCACUUUCUUAGCAAAACGUUAAACACUUCAACGGGCAAUCGCUCGGUGCAAUUUGAUAAAAAUAGCAAUAAUAACAUUGUAAAUGGGUUACCGCACACCUGGGAGGGGCCAGGUAAGACUUUUUUACCAGUGGAGCAAAACACAGUUCAGUACAGUGAUGUGACUGACAAGUUUCCAUUUCAGAACCAGUCCACACCUGACAAAAGGCUAUCGAAAGACAACAGAAUGCAGUGGCCGAGACUGCGGCCAGCAGCCGAGUUGACUUAUCAAAGCAAAAUAUGCAAUCAGAAAGUUUCCUUCUUGGUUGCUCCUUCUGAAUGGCAGGAUGAUAACAAAUCACAUCAAAACAGCUCGCUCAAAGCCCCCAGUUCAUUUCAAAGCAGCAGAAAUGGUGAAGGUUUUGCGAACCAAAGGCAGGAGGCUGUCAAACAGGUCUCAACGUUCAAAGUAGAAAUGAGUCACGCGCAACUAUGCGACUCAAAAAACAAGGCUUUGUAUUUCGGGCUCAGCCAAACUAUUCCCGUUUCAUCGUCCAGGAGCUACAGCUAUUCGCCGUUGCAAGUUGCACCCAUGGGCCUGAUGAUGGUGUCACCUUAUGAAUCCCCUUUGCCUUCGCCAGCUCAUACCCCUGCAGCUAGUAGUACCUGUUCCUCCCUCUCCCCAGCAUCCGCCAGCCCAGUCAACACCUCUGAGGAAAGUCAGAUGUCAAAGUCAGGUGCCCCCGUCCCGUUUUAUCAUCAGCCCCAGUCCAAAACCCAGUUAGCUCCCGAUCACCUCAGCACACAGCCCCAUCAGUUUCAUGCCGAAGGUCAAAGAAACAUUCCUUACGCACCAGACAGAGACAAAGACAACAUGAUGGGCUACCUGCACAUCAGCACUCACGCAAAGACGGCAAUGGAUGGUAGCAAAGCUUAUAUGGAUAGUUAUGGUAUGGAGCAUCACCAGCCUCCCCCGCCUUACUCCGCACAUCAGCUGUUCGCCAAUUCAUUAACCACAGCAAAUCUUGACCAGUUGGAUGUACUUCUGACUUGUAAGCAGUGCGAUCAGAAUUUCAGCAAUGUUGCUUCUUUUCUGGGGCAUAAGCAAUACUGCACACAGCCCAACAUGCCGAAGCUCGAAGACAAUCGGAAGUUCCACACAGAACCAGCAAAAGCAGUGUCAUCUCCGCCAAAUGUUUCUCUGUCAAGAUGCCCUUCUGACCUUCAUCUUUCUUUGUUGGGCCUGAAUAAGAAUGGCGAGCUGAUAUCAGACAAUGACGCAAAGGUUGACAGCAAGGAUGAUCCAAUGAAACUUAACUUGUUCUCCGGGUCUGCCAACCUCCCCGUUGCGCUCCCUGAACUGGAAAUGGAGGAUGCCAAGUUAGACAGCUUAAUUACAGAAGCGCUGAAUGGACUUGGGUAUCAGUCAGACAACGCAGAGAUUGACAGUAGCUUUAUUGACGCUUUUGCCGAUGAUGACCUCAACACUGUCAAAGCGACAUCCAACAAACAGUGCGUGAAAACAAAAGAAUCUGUCGCAAUUGAGAACAAAGACGAACAAGCAGCCCUCGACAGCAGCUCCUCCAGACAGGAAAAAUCUUUUUACGAUUCAGAUGUUGAGAGCCCCAAGGGAAAUAAAACAUUGGGCGACAAACCUGCGAAAACACCUCCUAACUUUGUACGCGGUCAGAAAAAAAAAAACACGAAAAAGGAGACCUCUCCGAAAAUUCCCAAAACCGCCACAAGGGAGAAGAUGAAGGAGCAUGAGAGUAACGUGAAGGAGGCAGGAAAGCUGGGUAAAAGUGACGACGAAAGUACAAGUACCCCAAGAGUUCUCUUAUCCAGCGGGUUCUCUGAACGCUGUGCUUUUAAAAGCUUCCAGGACAGACCUGCACUUGGAGCGGCAGCGCCCAUUCAAACCUCCACAUCUCCAACCCCGAGGACUGCGGUGAAAGAGGGCAAGAGGCGAAGCACUGGAGGUGGCACCUUGAGCAAAGAGCUCAUCCAUAAAAUAGUGCAACAAAAAAAUAAGCUCAAUGUUAAAGGCAGCAAAAACCUCCAGUUUUCCUUAGUGAUGGAAAAACUGACGCACGCUGCACAGAACCCUGCAUUUGGAGAGUACGACUAUGUUUCAGACUCAGACGAUGAGUGUGAGCCAGUCAAGAUAGCCAGCCAGGGCCGACUCAACCAAAGUAGUCGGUGUAAAUACACAUACACCAAAGAGUGUAAAUGGCGAGCUCGGAGCGAGAGGGACCAAGCAGCGUGGAGGCAUGACUCAAAAGAGUGUUUUGAGGUGAAGAAAAGUGAGGAGAUUACUCUUUCAUCUGAAAAGCAGGAUUCCCCUCAGAGACUCAAGAGGAGGGGUAGCAGGUCAUCCACAAGCAGUGAAAUCAGCACUUCUGUGAGUGUUUCAAGCGACAGCGUGAACAGCCCCAAAAGCAUUGACCGCAUCGAAUCAGACUGUGAGAGAAAGGCCGACAUAAACAAAAAAGAAUCUUGCGAGCAAAAGAGCCAUAAAAGCUCCUCCCAACAGAAGGCGUGCAGCGAGACCAGCACACCAGCACUGGCAUUCACCAAAUCUUUGAAGAGGCGUAACGAUGACAAAGCCGGUCUCUUUGACAACAAAGAGCGUACAGACAGCUCGAAAAACUCACUUCCACGUGCAGAAAUUGUUGACUCGCUGCCAUCCUCAUCAGUCGCAGAGUUUGAAAAAAGAAGCGAUAUCAAAUCAAGAGAGCUGAGCCAAGAAAAUAUCCCAACAGUCAGUUUGUGCACAAACCCAUUAGAAAGCACGGACAAUUUGUGCCCCAAAGAAGAACAAAGCCACUUUGGCGGUACAGAUAACAAAUCAGCCUUGCAUUUUAUUUCACGCUCGCCCACUAGCAACAAAGAAACAGAUUCCAACGUUGACAAAAGUAAAAAGGGCAAAAAGAGACAGCGGCCCCGUUCCAAACAUGCAGAAAUGACAGGGAGCGCUACGUUUGAAAAACAGAGUGACGUUGUGCACGUGGCAAAGGAGACGACGGCGAUUGCUCUGGCAAAUGAGCUAGACGUGAACAAACCCGUGACUCUUUGCCCCUCCCUCAUUGAUGAAGUGUGCCUUUCACCAACCCAAAGCCAAAAAGAGUCACUCCACCUCAUACCCUACCCCCUGGAUCAGGAUCAGGGGCUCAUGAAGUCUCCUCUCACAUUUGACACCUCGUCAAUGUUUGGCGACCUAGCAGCAUUCGACAGUGGCCUUUACACUGACAUGCCGAUUCAGAAAGAGGGUUUCCAUUCAUUGGAGAGCUCAGUUGACAAAAAAGAAGAAUUUGUGCCCUCGUUUUCUCCAUUUCUGGAACAAAGAGACUGGAACCUCAUCGUAAGCCCAGUGCUACCGGAUGACAUUUCUCAGUACAAAGGCGAUUUGGAAAAAUCCGGCGAAAAUAAAUCAGAUUACAGUGAUGUGGCUUUGUCUCUGCCAGAAAAAAUAAUUGACUACAGUGCAAAUCUUAACAGCUGCGCCUCCGAGGAUGAGUUGGAAAUCAAGCGAAUCGUAAACGAGCUUGAAAACCAGCUGCAGACGACAAAGUUGGAAACUCCACUCAGCCAAGAGGACCCAAAGCCACUGCAAAUGAGCAAAUUCUCACCUUUGCGGCUAAGUGAAGAGUCGGAAAAUGAUACCAUCGACGCACCAGUGGCUUCGGAGCCCUUCAAUGAACCAGAACUUCCGUGGAGCAGUCCAUUCCACUUCGACCUGGUGAGUGGACACCACAGUCCCCACAGUAGUAUUCACAGUGAGCCAGGAACCCUUGAGGAUUAUGCCAAAAAAGGGGGCGACGCCUCAGAUGUAAUAACAGUGACCCCACAACUCCAUAAUGACCACAAGGCAGAGGAGAGAAAUCUCCAAAAAGACACUGCUGUUGAAACAAAAGAGGAUGUCUUACAGAAGAACCAAUACACAAAAAAACUGAUGAAAAGUAUCGAGGUCAUUUCUGACUCUCUAUUCGAAAGCGAAUCCAUCAUAUCACAACACAGGAAGCCAAAUGCCACGUCCCUCACAAGUCCACAACAAGAAAGUGAGUGUCAUUCAGCAAAGGGAGAUCACAGUGCAAAGGAGGCAAUUACCGAGAAGCAGAAUAUAUUUUCACCUUCAAAUAUCAAGGAGCAGAAAGACGAUAUUGAAUUCAUUCUCAAAGAAUCACAGUCAUCUCUCCCUCACAGUGCUGACCACAUAGUCUAUGUAAACCAGCAGAUUUCAUCUGAGCCAAGCGAGCCCAGCAAAAACAGCAUCAGCAAGGCCGAGAUGGACUUAAUUACAGAUGGGCAUUUACAUGUACCUGAGACAAAUACGCUGAUUGCAUCAUCUCAUCCCUCGAGCGCGGUGGAUGCUCAGGCAGACAAGGACACUUGCACAGACAAAAAUGGGAAUCGGUCACCUCAGAAUGAUGGCCCACCUCAUUUGACAGACAGUUAUCAGGAUGCAAAGGUACAUAUUCCUUCAUCAGCAACUCUCCUUCAAUCCAGUGUCGACAUUCACAAGUCACCAGAUGUAAUAGCCUACGGUGAUGAAUUGGAAUGUGGGCAAGCCGAAAGUAGCAUUGACAAUGCACAUUGUUUCGUUGACGUUCACAAUGUUGGCCCAAAUCCUGAUUUAUUAGUGGACAUAAUCACCACAGAUAAGCCCUGCAGUCCAAUUCUUGGGGAAAGUAACACCGAAAGUACCCAGAAUGGCUUAACAUUUCAAGGCAUCCAAUCAAUGGGACAAAACAGUCUGUUAGUCCUAAAACAGAUGGAAAGCCUCAAUAACACUGGUGCUGCAAAUUAUCCCUGUGAGGCUCCCCAGGUUCAUGACUCUUUGAAAAGUGACUCAAAUCUGCCAUUCAAUGCAAUUCACAAAAAAGGGGAUAUUUUAGAUGUUCACGACAUCAAAGGAGAUUUGCCUGUGGACUUCAUGGCAAGCCACCUGAAUUCACCAUGCAGAGACGGAGUAGAUGGAGAUCAUUGUACCUUGCUGCACACCUCUUUGCCAAUCAGCCCAGUUUUAACACAACAGCAGGAAAUGGACAUUCAAGACGACACACAUCAAACUCAAUGUCAUAGCUCUGUUGACCCAAGUCCAAGUCAAAGAACAAGAUUACCUGAUGCCAAGCCUGAAUACCAAAAGGAGUUUAUGGACUGUGCCACGAAGACAACAGUCGAGAUGGAUUGUUCAUUAAAUAGUCCACCGCACCUUGAACUUCCUAACCUUGACCCCCACAUCCAUUUUCCAAAUCCUGGAUCCGUCAGAGUUGAGCAAUCACAAAGCUUUGACAACAGCGAGCCUUCUCAUGAUUUCAAGCUGAGUCCUCUGAACUACAAGAACAACUCAGAUGAGCCUCCGCAACUGACUCAAUACGACUACAUUCCGAUCUCACCGGCGAGCAAGUCGGAUGGCAAUCCCUACACAAAACAGGGUCACAGCGAUGAUCAUGACCAAUGCUUUACUCCAACACUGAUUUUUAACCAACCACUCACUGACACCACGUUGUCGCUGAACCCCGCCGAGGAAAAUGAAAUAAGUUCAUUACAUGAACCACUGGUUAUAAAAGACAUAUGUUUGGGUCUUUCGGCUGAACUCCAAAGCGCAGAUUCCCCGGCCGGUAAUGUAAAUGAAGAAGUGGAGGCGAGGCCCCAUUCCUGUGAAUCUCUCAAAUUGCCUCUUCGAAAGGCCGAAUCAUCAUUAGCAGUGGCAGAAUGCAGUCUACUUCCCAUUCAAGACAUUUCAAGUUGUCUGCUCACCCCUAAGUCACUCAUCCGCUGUGAAAAUGGACCAUUAUCAGAACCCCACCUAUGUUUGAAAAAAGAAACCUCACCAAAAAAGGUUCAGAACAACCGGCAGCAGGGGAAAGUACUUUGUGAAAUCUGUUUCCUGUGUUUCAGGACAGUGCCAGGUUUGAAGAGACAUAAGGCCAUGAAACAUGCAGCCAAAAGUGAAAAGCCAUUUGGCCAACCAAGCACAACAUCAGGCAAUCAGGGAAUGUCGCUUAUUUAUGAAGCACCUCAAACUGGAGAGAAGAAACAUAAAAAUGACUCACAGCCAUCCCCGACCCAAAUAGAUCAAAUGACAGAGACUACCACCAGCCCAAUAUUGAAAGUGUCCUCGAAUGAGUCAGCCGCGGAGGAAAUGGCAGUCGAGGGGAGUGCAGUGGCAGCAGAUGAAAUGGGCAAUCAAAAUUCUCUCCUGCCAACCAAAACAAAAAAGACCAGCAAAGCUCGGAAGAACAAAAAUAGUGAGGAAAACUCGAAGCUUGACCCGUUCUCAGAUGAGCUUUUGAAUAUAUUAAAAACAGACCUCCUCCAGGCUAUAACUCCUGAGUUUAAAAGCAAUGUGCUGCUCGAGCAAGAAAAGCCUGACAGACAUGGAACUGGAACAGAGCAAACACUUCUCAGUCUGACUUCAAACUUUGGCUCUGAGAAUACAUCCCAAUCUCCAACUGAAGAGACAAAUGUUCUCAGUGAAACUGCAGGAGUCAAUGGUGUCACAGAUACAGACAAGAGUUUAUGCACAGACCUGAGUGAGGAGGUUGAAGGGGGCGUAUGUGCAAAUAAUGACCCAUCGAUAGAGGAGAAUAUGACCACAAAACACCACACAUCCACAAAGAGUCUGUGUGCUGCUGCAGACGAGAGCGAUGAACAUGGACAAUCUGAUGAGAAACUUGCCCAAGACAUUCUUCGAAAGGUGGCGGUCGAGGUCAAAUUUGAGGGAAACGACGUCGCGUCAGACAAGCUCCAUCCACUCGAUUGUUUGACUCCGCCUCCUCUCACUCCUCCCGGCAUAAGUCCUGAUCUGAAGGCCCUACUUGACAAUGACACCAUGUUCUCACAACUGUUUCCUAGAGACGAAGAGGCAAAAAGGAAAAAGUGCCCGCGAGUUUAUGGAAAAAGAAAUAAAAGACAGAAGCUUUUAUCUGAUCUGGAUGUUACUCGGGACUGCACCCCUGCACCAGAAACACACAAUACAACCCCUCACUUGGAGAGCCAAACAGAGAAGACGCUCAGUGACAAUCGCACAGCCCCGUGUGAAUAUGAGACGAUAUCUAUUGAUGACACCAUCAUGUUAAACAUGUGUCACAACAAUGCGCUGAAAAUCCCUGAUGCAAAGACAAUGCCUGAUGGUCAACAAAAUGAUCAAGAAGACCUCCAAAACAACCCUUUGAAUCCAUUUCAAAGCACAGUCGCUCAAGCUACUGUUGAGUGGAGUUGCUCUCAGGAUUUCGAUGUGCUGAACGCAGACUCCACGGUGGCGUCUGAGCCAAUGACCAAUCAAGCAGAGGCAUCAAAGCCAGCUUGCUCUCUGCCCCUCCAGGACAAUGCUUACACUGCGGAGCAAUGUGUCACAGAGAGUGCUCAUAAUCUCCACAUUGAUAUUCAAAACAUCAGCACGACCUUUCAGCUACCUGAAAUUCAGUUCUUCGACUCUAGCAAAGAUAUCUCUGUGGCUCCCCCGGCCGCAUGCGCCAACAUGGGGAACAAUGACGAAAAAUCGAAAAAGCUAAUGGAACGGCGAGGUCGAAAGCGGCAAGAAGGUGGUGCAAAGGUUAAAGAUAAGCAGUACAAGUGCAAAGUUUGCUUCACGUGGUUUCUGACUCUUGGCGAGCUCAACUUUCACAAGUUGUCCCAUAAUCCGUCACCUCCGCCCACCUGCUACAUGUGUGUCCAACGCAAGUUCAGCUCCAGGGAGCAGUUGCGAGACCAUCUGUGGGAGAAGCAUGCAAAGAACAAAACUGGCAUUUGGACCUGCGGAAUGUGCUUGAAGGAGAUCUCGGAUGUGUGGAUGUACAAUGAGCAUUUACGAGAGCAUGCCACUCAGUUUGCUCGCCGGGGUCAGACUCAGGGCUCCAUGUUGACCAUUCCAGGCUGCUUCAUGCAGGAAACCGCUGUGAAGAACUUCAUCACCUCCAUAAUGCAGCAUCGGCCCAGCAAAGCCAGCAAAGAGACCAGCAAAGCCACUAAAGAUCAAGAAAAGACAGUUGUUGCAAACGGCAGCUUGGAAGCAAGCAAAACCUCAGACGGGGCUGAGCGAAAGCUCAGCAAAUCUAGAGGCAGCAGUGGUGGAGGAGGCGGCAACAAGAACACGCUGACCCCACUUGAGGUCCUUCACAAAACGGAAGCCCCGAAAAAUGUGGAGAUGCAUCCCAAUUGCAAGGAUCCCUCCAGAGACUGCCACCACUGUGGGAAGCGGUUCCCUAAACCCUUCAAACUUCAGCGACACCUGGUGGUUCACAAUUUGGAGAAGAUUUUCCUGUGUCACAAAUGUCCCGUCUCAUAUCAAGAGGCCCACGACCUCAAAGAGCAUCUGAAGGUAGCACACAAGGAAGCGGACGAGGUGGACUUCAAACACACCACCCUCUACACCUGUGAGCUGUGUGCUGAUGUCAUGCACGUGAUUAAAAAGUCUUUCAUCUGCAGCACCUGCAACUACACCUUCUCGAAGAAGGAGCAGUUUGAUCGCCACAUGGAAAAACACCUGUCAGGGGGGAACAAAAUCUUCAAGUUCCGAGGCGUUCACAGGCCCGUCAAAGCAUCUCUGUGCAGGGAAGAUGAAUGCGAUUCCCCUGCAAGUAAAAAGAGAAGGAUUCUCUCCGACAGUCUGCAGGAGAAUAGCACCGACAGUGGCAUUGCCAGUGUGGGCUCGCUGCACCUAAAUCAAGCCUUGGAAACACAGAUUCCUAAAGCGGCUGUGCCCGUGCUCGAAUCGACUGUGCCCAUGCUGGAUGACUCCACACAGACCACCACGAAUGACUACCAUAGUGACACAAACAGCACCAAUGUGAAGACUGAGGACAUUGCUGAGGAUUACUCCGAUCUCCUGGUGGAGCUGGAGAAAUGUAUUUCGUUGGGCUCCACAUCUGCCGCCCCUAAGGAAGAGGAAAUCGACGCAACGUCCGCAACUCAUCUUCACCGAGGAGUUGAUGGAGAAUCGACAAGCGAACCAUGUGAUGUGAAAGAGGAGUCUGUGUGCAUUCGAGUGGAGACCCCCCAGUGGUCAGCUUGUCAAGAGAGAAGUGGCGAAAGGGAGGAGACCACUCUAUUGAAUGACAUCUCGUCUUACGGUGACACCGAAACAAAUGAUUCACUUCUAACAACGAAAGACUCUCUCAGCAUCCUGAGAGAACAGCAAGUCACUGCAAAGAUACCCGAGUCGCUACUCGCAGCCGACGUGAUGGCCGAGAAUUCUCCACCCAGAGCUGUCAGCGAACAACAAGCUUCAUUUAAUGGGACCGAACAGAAGGACAAACUCCGAGCGAGUGACAACUCUAAACCCAGCAUGAAGGCGACAUCCUCAGCAUCCAAUGAGGCGAAAGAACCCCAGAGGUCACAGAAGAAGAGGAAGGACGUCAAAUCGCCGCACAGCAUGCAGACAGUUUCCUUCCCGGCAACUCAGGAGAACUUUGGGAUGGACUCAAAGGUCAAAAAGAAGUACCACGCCAGCAAGUAUUUGAAUCCCUCCACGCAAAGAAAAUUUGACAGCCCCAACGACUACCCUGUUCUAGCUACAGUGCGGGAUGAUGUUGUGAGCAACAAGAUAGUAUCCAAGUGCAAGACAUCGACCUUGGGCUUGCAGUUGAAACGAAGUUUGCUUGAUAGCUGUACACCAAAGAAAGCUGACAUUGCGGCCCCUCAUAACGGGGAUUACAAAAACAAAAAAGGAGCUGUGGGGAGGCCCCUGCACACCUCCAUUUCUCGAGUGUCUUCUGUCCCCAUGAACAAUUCCUUGAACAAGUCCAGGACGAAGCAGGGGGUUAGGUCAAUAGAGAGCCACUCCUACAGGACAGCAGAGUCCCAAAACCACCUCCUAAGCCAGCUCUUUGGCCAGAAACUCACAAGCUUUAAGAUUCCUUUAAGGAAGGACACGUCCGAAUCUAUUAACUGAGCGGACAUUGAGGGACCUGUGAAUUAAAAACUUUUUUUUUUAAUUUCACAGUUCUUAAGAUUUUAUACUUAAUUCAUGAUGGUGAAUGAGAUUGCACAGCUCUUUUCUGUGAAAUGCUAUCUUUAAUACAUAGUCACUUUAUGUCUUUUUUGUACAUGCGCUUGUAUCACACAAAUGUGAGGACAAAUGCCAGAUAUAUAUGUAAUUUUGUUUUUGCUAAAAGAAUGAAAACAUUAUCCAGAAAAACCUUUUCUGCUUUUGCUUUGAUAUAUAUACAUAU
This is a messenger RNA of Hippocampus zosterae (dwarf seahorse), 11545 nucleotides long. RefSeq lists its product as uncharacterized. The record is from RefSeq and is a predicted model, not a curated record. The transcript has a single exon. Lineage: Eukaryota; Metazoa; Chordata; Actinopteri; Syngnathiformes; Syngnathidae. The coding region runs from base 1 to 11265 and encodes 3754 amino acids.